This is a messenger RNA of Quercus lobata, 1236 nucleotides long. RefSeq lists its product as uncharacterized. The record is from RefSeq and is a predicted model, not a curated record. The transcript is spliced from 3 exons. The coding region runs from base 1 to 1236 and encodes 411 amino acids. Lineage: Eukaryota; Viridiplantae; Streptophyta; Magnoliopsida; Fagales; Fagaceae.
AUGGCUCAAAUUAACGCACUUCAUCAAAGUGGUAUAACCGAAGAAGAUAAGAUUAUCAAUACGAAGGCUUUGUAUUUAGAGGAGCACAAGAAACCCUUUCUUCUUGACCAUUGUUGGCUCAUGUUAAAGGACCAACCAAAGUUUGCCGAUCCUAACAAUGCUAGAUCGAGAUCAUCCGUGCCUCCAACUUCAGAGGCAAUAUCUAUUAGUGAAGGGGAUUGUGGGUCUGGACUUGGUGAUACUUCUAAUUUUGAGAGACCUAUUGGUAGGAAGGCUGAAAAGGCCAUCCGAAAGAACAAAGCCAUCGGAAAAGAUAUAGGGGAAUAUUUGAACAAAAAAUUGAAAUUGAUUGAGGAUGUUGCAUCCAUGAAUCACUUUUUGUUUCUCAAGUUCCUUCUUGAUGACUCAGAUGAAGAUGAGAUAAUCGAAGAACUUGUUAUGAAAGCAUCACAACCUAAGCGUCGUCUUCGUUCUAUCCAACGUAAUCAUUUGGUAGGCCAUGAGAGGCUUUUUCUUGAUUAUUUUGCUCCCACACCAGUAUAUCCAUCCACUUUAUUUCGUAGGAGAUUUCAGAUGAAGCGUUCUCUUUUUCUUCGUAUUCAAUCUCAAGUUGAAGCUCAUAACUCUUAUUUUGUCCAAAAAAGAAAUAGUACCAACAAACUUGGUUUAUCUUCAUUACAAAAGAUAACUGCUGCACUUAGAAUGCUUGCGUAUGGAGUAUCGGGUGAUUUGAUAGAUGAAUAUGUGCGGAUUGGAGAAACUACUGCAUUAGAAAGUUUGAAAAAAUUUGUUACUGCGGUAAUUGAUGUUUUCUCUGAAGAAUACUUGAGAAAGCCAAACAAUGAAGACAUUGCUAGACUGUUAGCUCACGGCAAACGUCAAGGUUUUCCAAGUAUGUUAGGUUCAAUUGACUGCAUGCAUUGGAAGUGGAAAAAUUGUCCAUCUGCAUGGAAAGGUCAAUAUUGUGGUCAUAUUCAUGAGCCUACUAUUAUUUUGGAGGCAGUAGCAUCAUAUGAUCUUUGGAUAUGGCAUGCAUUAUUUGGGUUAUCUGGGUCAAAUAAUGAUAUUAAUGUGUUAAAGCGAUCUCAUGUAUUUAAUGAACUUGUUGAAAGACGUGCUCCUACAAUAUAUUACUCAAUUAAUGGUCAUGACUACACUAUGGGAUAUUACCUUGCUGAUGGCAUAUAUCCAAAGUGGGCAACAUUUGUGAAAAAAAUCCCAGCUCCACAAGGAUAG